This is a messenger RNA of Camelina sativa (false flax), 1477 nucleotides long. RefSeq names its product F-box protein ETP2-like. Gene Ontology annotation, molecular function: protein binding. NCBI's taxonomy places the organism in Eukaryota, Viridiplantae, Streptophyta, Magnoliopsida, Brassicales, Brassicaceae. The record is from RefSeq and is a predicted model, not a curated record.
GUUAGAUUAUUAUCAGGUCCAUAUCACUCACUGUUCAAUAUUACUGAAUUGGGGAGGAAAGCAAACCCUAGAUUUGGUAAAACUCAGAGAUGGCAGUGACGGUACCGGAGCUGCUUCCGAAUGAUUUGGUAGAGGAGAUACUCUGUCGCGUUCCAGCAACGUCUCUGAAACGCUUACUUUCUACUUGCAAAGCAUGGAACCGUUUAAUCAAAGAUGAUCGGAGAUUCGCAAUUGGCAUCAAUCUCCAUGGAAAUAGUAGUCCACCUGUAGAGUUGAAAACUGAGCUGAUCGAUCCUGAUUCUAAGAAAUCAUCAGCAGCUCGAUUCGAUAUAACUCGAGUCUCUCACUGCGACGGCUUUUUGUUAUGCUCCUCUCAAUUCGACGAAUCCAGAGUGUUGGUUUGGAACCCUUUGAUCGGUGACACCAGGUGGAUCAGAACCGGUGAAUUUCGCAAUGAAGGCCGCCGCAGCUUUGACCUCGGGUACUGCUACUACCGAGAUGGCAACAAAUCCUGGAAUAAUAAUAAGAGAUACAAAGUCUUGAGCUUUUAUAGUGGUACCAAGUAUUUUGAUAUCUACGAUUUUAAGUCUGACUCGUGGAAGAGCCUUGAUGAUGAUGAUGAUGAUGAUAACAUGAUGGCUCCAGGCGGGAGCACUGCAUACUCUGAACUAAGCGUGUCUUUGAAGGGGAAUACUUACUGGUUCGUCAGAGAUGUAUCAAAAACGACUAGGAUCAUAUCUUUACUCAAGUUUGAUUUUACAAAGGAGAGAUCUGUGUCUGUGCCUCUUCCUUAUCAGAGUCGUCGCUUUGAAGCUACUAGUCUUUCCGUUGUUAGAGAAGAGAAACUCUCUGUGUUGUUGCAGCGAGAUAGACGUUCCAAGACUGAGAUAUGGGUGACAAAUGUGAUUGAUGAGGAGACCACCUCAGUGGUGUCUUGGAGCAAGGUCUUAGCAUUGGAAUUGAGCCCUGAUCUUCAGAUUUGGCAUGAUGUAACUUUCUUGUUAGGGGAGGAGAAGAAAGUCGUCAUUUGUUGUGAGACCGCAGUUGACGUGGACAUGUCCAGAGACAUGAUCUACAUUGUUGGGGAGGAUAAUGUGGUCACUCAUGUGAAACUGGGAGUAAAUGAAAUUGAUGGAUGUCGCCCAGCUCUUCUUAAUUAUGUUCCAAGUUUGGUUCAAAUCGAGCAAGCUGGAGGGAAGCAGGAUAAGAGGUAACUAAAACACCGUCUACAUGUAGUCUCUUUCCUUUGAGUGUGUGUUUUUUGCUUUUGCUCUUAAUUUGUCUUGGUCAUGUUCUUUCAGUUUCAAGCUUUUCUAAUUCAAUGAGAUAAGGUGAUACAGAAAAAACAUGUACUAUAAGCUUUCUUUCACCUUGUCUCUCCUUUGAGUUUUUAAUUUCACCCAAUUCACCUUCCAAGUUCUAUUAAUUAAGCCAAUCAUGGUAUUUUGCAAAUAUAUUACCAAUUGGUGUUUUCUAA